AAGGCCUCAAAACAAAGUUUUGCUACUGAUAUAAAAUUAUUACAAUUUUGAUUAUUUGACUUGCUGGUUGAUUUAAGCAAGGUAUAUUUUAUUUUGAAUGAAUUGCCUUACAGUAUAUUUAUAAUGAAUAAAAAAAUAUUUGAAAUUUUCUCGAGAUCUUUCAGAGCACCCCUAUUAAUGAAACAAGUUCGUGAAGAAAAUCGUCAGUAUCUUCAGUGAAAUUUUACGAUUUGCAGAUUGCUGUUGUGUUUUUAGGUCAUUAAAAUUUGUUUGUAUUUUCAAUGAUUUGAAUGUAGUUUUAUAAUUUCGAAUUCAUUACAUCGGUAUGUUUUGUAUGAGAUAACAUCUUAUCGAGGUACAGUAUUACAGAACAUGAAACCAAAUAUAUUUAAUGUUCACAGACUUACAUGGUGAAAACUGUAUAGGGCCUCCGAUAAAGGGGGCCGGAUGGCCAUGCCCCCCUCCCCCACUUUUUUGCAAAACAAUAGAGCUUUUUCCAAGAUCUUAUGUUAUGGGUGUUAAAUUUUCCUUUGUCCCCCUCACUUUGUCUCGGAGCCCAUGCUGUAGGGUCGUGGUAUAGCUAUUGGCAAGAUCAUAUCAUAGAAAAUAACUUGGGGACAACCACAGAUGCUAUGCGCCUGAGAAAAUCUUGGAAAAUUUGGAACUACUGUGAUAUAAUAUCAGCCAACAGCAUAGAUGCUAGCCAAAUGUUUUUUCAACAUAGAGCCAAUAUGUUCGAAAAAACAGCAAUUUGCCCUUUCGGCGCUAAGUUCGACAAAAAAAUAAUGAACAAAACUUAGAACAGCAAAAACUGGUUAUAAAUAAAUCUAUAUACAAAUCCGAUGCGAUACGUAAAACAUUUACAAAAAACUUUCAAUUCCGCUACGAUUAAUAUCUCACUCGAUAAAAUUGGCACUCUUUGCAUUACAGUCUCUAUCUGUGCUCUCAGAGCACUCCAAUAAAACCGAACUUAAAGACUCAUUGCCAGCAAUGAGCCUUUGCGAGCGUGACAAAUUGUCCUAGUGACGACUCAAACAAUGGCAGUAAACUUCUACGGAUUAACCAGAAUCGAUUUCAGAUUGUCUGAAAAUGCAUUAUGGGAUGCUUGCGUAGCGCAAUGGCUCAUUGUUAGCAAUGAAUCUUUAACUCUUCAACCCCUUCCAUGACUCUACUGCAAAAUUCUAAACUAAGUAAAUAUAAUUAAGUGCAUAUAAUAGGUAGGAAAAUCUUUUCUUCCCUCAAAAUGCUAACAAUUUAAAUACAAGUGCAAGUACAAAAAGCCAAAAUUUGAGUGCAUUAUAAACUUUGGCUACCAUACAUACAGCUAAUUAGAUGGAUAAUACUUACAUAAAAAGUGGAUUAACAUAAAAAGCAAGCUUGGGAAACCUUUUUAACACAAUAUGUAUAGAUAUUUUUACUAGGUUGGUAAAGAUUUUGAAAAACUAGGUUGAAAUAGAAACCCAGUUAAAACAGCCAGCUUUGAAUGAACCUGGCAGCUUAACCUACCUUUGAUCGAUUUUUAAUCAAUACUUGUAGCAAAUAUCCGUCCCUAUAGAAACACCACGAUAACUAUUAUUUUCCUGUUAAACCUGCAAAGAUGAUUGCACUCGUGUCAGACUUUGACGAAAGUUUUUCAGUUGCAUUAAGCGGAGGCUAUCACGGCUAAGCAGUGGUUAACUUCUUUUUAUAAGGACCUGCAGGUAUCAGUUAUACCGCAAUAUAAAGACUCGAUGUUUGAUACAGUUGAUGUGAAUAGAACAAUAGAGCACGGUGGACGAGUUUAGGGGGCAUGACAGCUAAUCGUGAAGCAGUGUAAUGAUCAAUUUGCUGUUCGAAAAACAGCCACACAAGUGAACGAUGUCAACCGAACGUUUAAUUUGUGAUGAAAAAGUUGAAGAGUGUUGCAGUCAGGACAAUGUCAAUAAAGAUGAAGAUGUUCGCGCCACAUUGCAUGGAACAGAAACGCAUUGUUGUGGAUCGCACAAACCUGAACAAGUUCCUGUUUCUAAUACCAGCAAUUACAACGCAUCAGAUGUAAGUGUAACUACCACACGCCUUCGUGUGCAGGGAAUAUGCUGUGGCCAAGAAGCAGAAUUAGUGAAAACCUUAUUGAUACCACUGGAGGGAGUGGUUUCUGUGUCAGUCAAUGUUGUUGCACGGACUGCGGUUGUGCGGCAUGACGAGAAGCUCUUGCUAAAUAGUGAUUUGGUCAAAAUUUUAAACGAUUACCACCUUGGAGUCAGCAUUCUCCAAUCAGGCACAGCUGUCUCAGACCGAGGAAAAACGACUUUUUUCACCUCUCAUACUACUGCAAUAAGCCUGCUUCUGUUAGUUUUGUGCCUUUUUUCUGUUGUUAUUUUUGCUAAUUUUUAUAACCAGCAGUGGAAGAUUUGGGUAACUGUGACACUUAUAGUAAUUGCUAGCUUGCCGAUACUCAAAAGAGCCUUUAACAGUUGGAGAAAAGGAAUUUUUCUCGAUGUUAACAUCUUGAUGUUAGUGGCAAUAUGUGGAGUAGCGGCCUUAAAGCAAUGGGUUGAAGGGGCCACGCUUGUUACCGUCUUUUAUAUUGCUGAUCUUCUACAGAGUUACUGUUUCUACAGAGUCGAGGAAGCUGUCUCAAAACUCGCAGUUGAAUCACCCUUGAAAGCUGUUUGUGCUGUCACAAAAGAACCAAUAGACUUGGACCGUGUGGUACCUGGGACGCUAUUGGCUAUAUGUGAAGGAGACAAAAUUCCACUCGAUGGCAUCGUUACCAAAGGCACUGGUAGUGUAGAUGAAUGCCUGAUUACCGGAGAAGCUACACCAAUCACAAAAAAGAAAGGAGAUUUUACUUACAGUGGAACCAUACUGCAGAGUGGAUACCUUGAGAUCGAGACAACAUCAACUUUUGAGAAUUCCACAAUGGCACAAAUAACUAAGAUGGUGCAAGUCUCUCAAGGAAAUGCGACCCAAGCUGAAGCCACUGUUAAUAAAUUUGCAAAGUUCUACACACCAUUGGUAUUAGUGUUAGCUGCUGCCGUAUUUUCUAUCCCCCUCAUCAUUGAUGUAUCAGAGAAUGGAUCUGUGGAUAAGAAAUCAUUCACCAUAUGGACAAAGCGUGCCUUAAUGGUACUUCUAGUAGCCUGUCCCUGUGCUCUACUCAUGUGCAUACCCAUCCCAGUCAUAAGCUGCAUUGUAGCUGCCGCAAAAAACGGCGUUCUUGUCAAGGGAGGUGCCACUGUGGAGGCGUUGGCAUUCGUGAAGACUGUCCUCUUCGACAAGACUGGCACACUGAGUGAGGGCAAGCUGCGCGUGAAUGAUGUUGAAAGUUAUUCGGAUCUCUUGAAAGCAAAAGAUGCAAUGAAAGAAUUCAUGGAAAUCAUAGCAGCAUUAGAGAAGAAAUCAAACCAUCCUGCUGCAACUGCUUUAGUCAAUUUUUUCUUUGGCUGCUUGGCACAAUAUCACUCGAAUAACACCGAAGAAGUGUCUACGCUUCCAGAAGUUUCUAAAUUUGAAAAUCUUCCAGGAUUAGGAAUAAGAGGCACUGUUGGGGAUCGAGAUGUUUUGAUUGGGAAUUUGGAUUUGAUGAAACUCUUUGAUGUGCCCUGCAAAAAGUGCAAUGAAGAUGUUCUUGAAUGGGCAGGGAAAGGAACUUCGGCUGUUUUGAUAGCUGUCGAUGGAGAGGUAUGUAUGGCCGUAGGGCUAUCUGACAGACCGCGAAGUACAGCGGCUGCAGCAGUACACGCAUUGAAGAACCAAUCGAUUGAAGUUUUGAUGGUAACUGGAGAUGGAAAUGGCCCAGCAUCAUCUAUUGCGAGGGAAGUUGGAAUCGAUAGAGUUUUUUCUAGCAUGAAACCGGAAGAUAAACUUCAGCUCAUCAACACUGCGAAGGACAAACGGAAGAGCCCUAAGGAUGCUAUUGCAAUGGUUGGUGAUGGUAUAAACGAUGUCCCUUCGCUGGUGGCUUCUGAUGUUGGAAUUGCAGUUGCUACAAGCGGCGUGGCGAUUACGUUGGAGUCCUCUGACGUCGUUUUGAUAAACGACAACAUUUCAAAGAUUUCUAGUAUAAUCUUGCUAAGCAAGCGUGUUCAUAGCAUUUGCUAUCAGAAUGUCAUGCUUGCUAUUGGAAUCAAGGCUGUGACUAUGAUAGUUAUUUUCUCAACCCAAUCUGGACUUUGGAUUGCAGUUUUGUCAGAUUUACUAGCUUUGAUUACAGUUGUUUUGAAUGGACUCAGGCCGUUGAUUUGGCGAGAUAAACAUGGAAACUGGAUAUAACGUAUUUGAUCAUAUAUAAUUAUUUAAUCAUCAUAAUUUUUCUAAAUCAACCGUGAUUGGUUGGUGUUUUUGACCAAUCAGCAAACACUAACCCAUCGCAUAGUCGAAGAGCCUAAUAAAAAUGAAUAACCAGUGGCAAGAACAGUUCGCCAUUCAAACACUUAUUUUCAAAAUGUACUGUUUGAGUGGAAUUUGCUUGAUAGUGAGAUCCAAAAUUGUACUUCAAUCACACAGUUUAAAAGGAAAUAGAUUUCAAUUAUUCGACCAGUUAAAAAUUCUACAUAUCGUGUAUCUGGUAUUCCAGGUAUAAGAUUAUUGACUAGGCUCUGCCUUCAGUUUAGUGAUAUGAACGAGCAUCGUUUCAGACAUGCAUUUGACUGCCUUACCCCUGUCUGUAUAUGUAGUUUAGCCGAUGAAGAAAUGAACAUUUUCUCCCGCAUUGUCCACAGUAUGACACCUUUCGUUUGGAUCUCUUUGAGCAGAUGUUUGACAUUCCCGAAAUGGAGCUUACUUGCUUAGACGAUAGAUCCCUGUGCAAUCUUCUUUUAUAUGAAAUCCCCGUUGUAAAGUGAUAGAAAAUAGUAUUAUUAUUGAAGCUACUAUAUAUCAUACAUAAAAAAUACGGGUCGGUUUGAUAAGGGAUAAUUGGAAUAAAAACGGCAACAACCCUUUAUUCUAUCUUAUUUUAUUUUUCCUUUUAAUUUGAAAUUAUCUUUCCCCUUAAAGGUCUGUCUAGGGCUAGAUGUUGGAAGGUCUGUGGGAAUAACUCAAAUCACUGAUCAAUCCAAUUAUAAAUUAUGGUUUCUGACGUCUAUCUUAAGACACACCUUUGGUACGCUUUAAUCUUUUUAAAAUUGUUGUGUUCAUUUCUCUUGUUAGUAAGUACAAUCAAAUGUUGUAUAUUGUAAGUGCCGUACAUAGCCAGAACUCGGUGACCAUGUGUCUUUUUUGGCUAUGAAUGGCACAUUUUAUUAAAUAUAUUGUGUCAGUUUUUAAUUGGAAUGCAAGAAAAUGAUGCUUUCCUGCAUACACAAAAUAACUUUGCUGUACAAAAUGCUUAUUUACUAAACGAAUUUGAACAGAAAAGGAGUCUUUGAGUGACACUGUAACCAAAUUAUACCUUUAGUGUAGUCCUAGCUAUAGCUGCUUAUAAAAGUCCUUAACUAAUAAUAUUUACUGUUUACCGUCUCUCAUAAAGAGCUCGGUGUCGUAUAGAUAGAGUUACACACGCAUCAGAUGUAUAGAACAGAAUGGUUGUACGCUGCUACUCAGAGUUUCGCGCUUAAGCGAUCAUCAAGAGUUAAAGUUCUCAACUACCUUGUAUAAUACACAAUUAUGGGCUGUGUACACUAUGCAUUACAAAUUAGAUCUUAUUGUCAAUUAUACGCUAGUCUAAAAAGGGUUUUCAGUAGAGAUUUGCCAUGGGAGUCCUUUGCAUUCCUAACUCCAUAUGGCAGAUCAUUGCACAAAGUAGGCCCCGCAUGUCGGAAAGAAUAUUAGCGUAUUGCUAAACCUAAGUGUGCUCCUAGACGCCCCUUUGUAAUUUUGCUACCCCAAUCAUAUUUACUUGCUAUCUUUUCUGGAGAAAAAAGCCCGCUGGGGUUGUUAGACAGGGUUGUUCCUAGGUGUGUGUCAUUUAUCAUCAUUUUCAAAAUAUGUUCAAAUAGAUUGGUGCCUUUCGGUUAAACAGCAUUCAGCACAGGUCCAGCAUCAUUCUGUAUACUGUUUAAUUUCUUAAAGUACCGAGGCACGCCAUAUUAUACGCCAUAUUAUAAAGAGUUGCAAUACCUAAUCUAAAUUGCUUGUGAUUAAAGCAUGCACAAGUGUCCCAGUAGCCACUGAUAACAGCAAUCGGCUGUACCUCCAACUUUGACUCCAUCAAGAGCUUUUUCAUCAUUUAUAAUCGUGUAUCUGUAUUCAUCGUAGAACACAUUACCUCUGAAGAUUUGCCGAAACGUUCAUACUCGAAUUAUGUCUCUAGGGUUGAAUAGUCAAUGAAUAGUCUUGUACAUGUUUUUCAUAUGAUAUAAAAUAAAAAGUAA
Molecule: messenger RNA, 6296 nt
Organism: Rhopilema esculentum
Lineage: Eukaryota; Metazoa; Cnidaria; Scyphozoa; Rhizostomeae; Rhizostomatidae
Biological process (GO): transmembrane transport; monoatomic cation transport
Cellular component (GO): membrane
Molecular function (GO): ATP binding; metal ion binding; ATPase-coupled monoatomic cation transmembrane transporter activity
Source: RefSeq, a predicted model, not a curated record